AAAGUAUUCUGAGUUUUAUUCUAAAAUGAAUAGUGUGUCAAGCAUUCACUGUGUGCUUUUUCCAUCACACUGUACUGAACGUUUCCAAUUUGAGUUUUCUUGAUGACUACAAAAUUUAGUUUUGUAGUAUUUCCAAGUCUGUUGCUGUGUUAUAUUCUACAUGUGAUUUCUACAACCGUAGUAUUAAAAUAUUACAACAUUAAUAAUUCUUUAAUUUAUAUUUCUGUUAAAGAUCAUGGAGACAUGUAUUUUUAAUCUUGUACAAAGACACGUCUUUGACAUCAGUUAAGUAGGAGCAUAAACAAUCUGGCUGGUUACCUAAUAUAGAAAGCAAACCAAGUGGAAAAUUUAAAUAUCCCAAGGAAAGCAGGUACUAAGUAAUUGUAGGUGAAAUGAGAAAUUGUGGUUUCAUGAAAAUAGUAAUUUUGGGUUCAUUUUAUUGGUUACAAUGUUUUGGAAAUGCAAGAAGGCGUUGUUUCACCUUGGUGGAAAUCCCCAAUAUAACAUCAAUUUUUAUAUGAAUCAUGUGAUAUUUUUCUUACAAAUGUUUAAGUGCUUGCUUCUGACUUUGUCUUUUCUCUACAUAUCCAAAGUAAUUCCUAUCAAUUUGAACAUAUGCUGAAGGGGUUUUUUAAAAUAUAUGUGAUAGGUUGAAUUACUGCUUUGAGCUUGAAAUUGUUACAGACUUAAUAAAACGGUUAAAAACCUGGGUGAAAUUGAAGUUCUAUUAUAGCAUAUCAUCAUUAUUCCAAAAUUGAAUGUCAUCUUGAAUGUGUAACAUUAAUGCAUUUCUCAGCAGAUGUAUUUCUAUUUCUGUUCAAGUUUAAAGAGACUUCAUCUUCUCUGUCUAAAGCAGUUCCAAAGGCAGUCUGUGUCAUCAGACAAACAUGCAGAAUUCACUCCCUUUUUGUUGAGUUUUUGUAAUCUUGUUCAUAAAAUGUUUUGAGUUUGUAAAAUGUAGCUUCUGUCUCACUACACACUGAGAUCAACAUCCUCUGUGUUGCUAUUACAGUUAUCACAUCAGUUGUUAUUAUCAGCAGAUAAUAUCAGUUGUUAUUAAGCAAUAUCACAGCCAUUCAGUGUUUUCCCAAUUUGCUUAGACAUGCAUCCAUCACAGCUGGUAUAAACUUGUGUUCACCUGUAGGUGCCCAACCACCAGCCGUUCACACUGCUCCUGUUUGAGCUGUGGUGUUAUUCUUGCUAAAUGUAAAAAAGACUGCUGAUGGUUCUGUUACCUCCUUUCUCACAUUUCUGUACCCAGGAUAUUUUAGGAAUGUGUUGCUGUGGGCACCAUUUUCAGGGAAGACAGCAGCAGAAUCCUACAUUUCUUCCUUUGAUUUUUUUCAGUUUUGCUUACUCUGAGUUAUUAAUCCCUUUACAUAAGCCCCUCCUGCCCUGUGUGUGCCUUCACCUGGCACAAUUAGUGCUCGCUCUAGAGGCAAGACCUUCAAAUACUCUGCUUUAGAGCACACCAUGUUCUCACACACACAGAACAGUUUGCGAUGGAUGAUCCCCUCAGUGCAGCUAGAAAGACACUCACACCUCUAAUGUAAUUUUGUCGAGUAUAAACAUGACUUAUAUGUCAAAUAGAUUCAAUGCAGACAGGAUUAAGCAUGGAAAACCAAAAUGCUACAUAGUAGUAGAGUGACAAAAAGCAGCCCAGCAGGGCUUAGCACUUACUGUAGGGAGUCUUGAGAGGUGCCUGUGUUACUCCCGAUGUUUAGUGUUUCUGAUUCAGCUCUUCAACUUGCUCUUAAGAGUGGAAAAAAAGAAAAAACGAAACUUGACCUUGACCUCAAGAGUACAGCUUGACUCUGUUGCUACAGAAAGAAUCAUGGAAAUGCCUUUCUUGUUCCCAUAAUACCUUGUUUAUAUUUAAAGGAAGUUUUAGCUGCCAAAUCACAUGACCCACAGCAGAAGGGGGCUUAGCCUAGUCAGUGCCACACAUGAUUUUUAUUCUCUGGGCAAAAAAAGGGGCACAGGCUUCCUGGUAGGCAGCCAGUGAGUGAAGUCAGGUGGAAUUUGUCUUCACUUGAUUAUAAUCAGCCUUGUCCCUUUGUUGAUGCCACCUCAUCCAUACGCUGUUGCCACCUUCUUAUCCUGCCACUUUCUGUUACAAAGCUCAGCAUGGAAAAUUAACUGAGGCCACAGUGACACAUGAAAGUGUCUUUCCACGAUUUGGCUGGCCAUCUGAAGUGUUUUUCCUUUUUCUGUGGCUAAAAGAUGAAGUAUGAAAUAUAUGUUGUUUCAUAUUUAGGGACCAUUAUUAUUAGACCAGCUGCAGGUCUUAGCCUCUGCAGGUAAUCUGCUCAGACUGAGCCACAUGAGGCAUCAAGGUUUGCACUAAGUGUCUGCAGAGCUGAGAGUCGUUGAUGUUGAGUCUACCUUCAGUUUUUGAGUUGUGGAUGCUCAAAGCACUGAAUUGUAUGAUAAUUUAAUGCUCAACAACUUGUGUUCAUCCAUGUCAAGUUCUGUUUCAGGCAUAGCAGGUGCACAAGAAAAGCUUUUUAUAAAACCAUUUCCCAGCUUAUGUAGUUGUCAGUACUCUGGCAUUCUCUGUGUCAAGUGAGGAAAAUGUGAGGCUGUCCUGUUAACUGGGGCCAGAGUGCCGCUUGGUUUCAAGAGAGUAUGUAUUGCAGCCAGGGCCAGUGCAUACAGAAGGCAUCUUGGUACAGUUAAAGGUUAUCUGGGCCCAUUCUGGAAAGCACCAGCGGAAGCGCAUGCGUUUGGUGCUGUCAGUGGGAAGGUUUGCCUGGGAUGUCAUCUCUCAGCUAUACAUAGCAAUCUCAAAGCUCCUUACAGAGAAACCUCUUACCAGUCACUUUCCACAAAUGGUACAUAUACCUAAAGGUACUUAGUGAAAAUCCUUGAGAGGUAUUUAAUGCAAAAGCAGUUAGUCUCUGUGGUGGUUUUCGGAAGCUCUCACAUCACUAGCAGGAAGGAGUGCAGGGCAGCUACAGCACAGCACUUGGGCCAGUUGCUCAUUUUAUCUCAACCAGGCUCUGCCACCCCAAGAGCUUGCCAAGAUGUGUGACAUGGGGGGGCUUGACAACCUGAUUGCCAACACAGCCUAUCUGCAGGCAAGGAAGAGCGGAGAUGCAGACACCAAGGAGAUGCAAAAAAGACGCAAGAGCCUCUCACUGCCCAAGAUUGAGCAAUGCAAAGAGGUUAGAGAGUCCAUUGUUGCCGAUUAUGACAGCAUCUGUGAGCAGCAGCCUGUUGGCAAGAAAUUCUUCAGAGACUUCUUAGAGACAGUGCCAGAAUAUUUAGUAGCUAGGGACUUCCUGGAUGAGGUGUCAAACUGGGAGCUGGCAGAGGACAAUCUCAAGGGCAGUACCAUGGAGAAUAUGUUCACCAGUUUUCUUAAGGCAGGCUCCAAAAACCAUCUGGCUUUCAUGAGCUCUGACUUGUCUAGCAAAUGCGAAGCAGCUACUGCAAAAGACUAUGAGAAUGUUAUGCAGCUGGCCAAGGAGGAAACCAGACUCUUCCUUAAAGACAAGCCCUUCCAGGACUUCCAGACCAGCCCCUUCUAUGACAAGUUCCUCCAAUGGAAAGUUUUUGAGAAGCAGCCAGUAACUGAAAAAUACUUCUAUGAGUUUCGAGUGCUGGGCAAAGGUGGCUUUGGAGAGGUUUGUGCCAUCCAGGUGAAAAAUACUGGCAAGAUGUAUGCCUGCAAGAAACUAGAUAAAAAAAGAUUGAAAAAGAAAGGUGGAGAGAAGAUGGCACUACUGGAGAAAGAGAUCCUGGAAAAGGUGAACAGCCCUUUCAUAGUCACACUAGCUUAUGCCUAUGAGAGCAAAAGCCAUCUAUGUCUUGUCAUGAGCCUCAUGAAUGGAGGGGAUCUGAAGUAUCACAUCUACAAUGUGGGACAAAGGGGUUUGGAAAUGGACAGAGUCAUCUUUUACUCAGCUCAGAUCACCUGUGGGAUUCUGCAUCUCCAUUCCAUCAAGAUUGUGUACCGGGACAUGAAACCAGAAAAUGUCCUCCUGGAUGAUAAUGGUAAUUGUAGACUGUCUGAUCUUGGAUUGGCAGUGCAAGUCAAAGAGGGAAAAAGUAUCACUCAGAGGGCCGGGACAAAUGGUUAUAUGGCUCCAGAAAUCCUGAAGGAAGAAGAUUACUGCUAUCCUGUGGACUGGUUUGCUAUGGGGUGUAGUAUUUAUGAGAUGAUUGCUGGGCGAACACCGUUCAAGAAUUACAAAGAAAAGGUCGAUAAGGAUGAGGUUAAAAGAAGAACUCUGGAAGAUGAGGUGAAAUUUGAACAUGCCAACUUUACAGAGGAAGCGAAAGAUAUUUGCCGACUGUUUUUGGCUAAGAAAAUAGAGAAUCGUUUAGGAAGCAGAAAUGAAGAUGAUGACCCAAGAAGACAUAAUUUUUUCAAAACAAUAAAUUUCCACAGGCUAGAGGCAAACCUUAUUGAUCCUCCAUUUGUGCCAGAUCCAUCAGUUGUCUAUGCCAAAGAUGUUGCUGACAUUGCUGACUUCUCUGAAAUACGAGGAAUUGAGUUUGACGACAAAGAUAAGAAGUUCUUCAAGAGGUUUGCAACAGGUGCUGUCCCUAUAGCCUGGCAGGAAGAAAUUAUUGAAACGGGACUAUUUGAAGAACUGAAUGAUCCCAACAGAGUAGAAUCUGGGGGUUACGCCAACGGAGGUGAAGCUAAGUCAGGAGUUUGUUUGUUGUUGUAAAUAUCACAUCAUUAACAAAAAGAGUAGAAAGUACCUCAGAACUUUUCAUAUUCUGACACCGUUUCAGAUGCUCAGUGCAUCUGUUUAAGAAGACCCAAUCAGUGUAAUAUGAGGUUGCCAGGCUAUGUAGAACCACGAGCUGUAUAGACUAUUGUUUUCCUUUGCUCUAACAAAGGAGAUAAUAUUUUUGUUCUAUUGGAGAUAUGAAGAGCCGUAUUCUCUAAAAAACUUAGAAUUAUAGAAAUUCUGACAUACAAAAGUUGCAAUAGAGUGAAGAGGCAGCACCUUUUGGAAAUGACUGACUACUCUUUUGAAUACAAUGAUUUGUUGGUUUUCUUUCCACUUUCUUGUUAUUUUUACCAACAUUUCCUCUUUGUUCUACAGUUUUCGAGAAAGACUUUUUAAAAUUUUGAGUAAUAUUCUCAGUUAGACAAUGGAGUUCAUAUACCAUGUCAAACUUGGAAUUUAUUGGUUAGCUAGUCUGUCUGUAGUUUUCUGAAUUUCUGUUAGGUUUUGUAUGGUUUGAUUGUAGAAUGUUCAAAUUGUCAUAAAACGUAAAAUGAGGCUCUGCGUAUCACUAGGAAAUAGGACUGACAUGAUCAAACUCUUUUCAAAGUUGAUUUUAACAGAAUGAAGAUGAUAAAGUUGCACCAAUUUAACUUAAUAAAGAAUUUAUUUAUUCUUA
Molecule: messenger RNA, 5367 nt
Organism: Colius striatus (speckled mousebird)
Lineage: Eukaryota; Metazoa; Chordata; Aves; Coliiformes; Coliidae
Gene: GRK7
Product: G protein-coupled receptor kinase 7
Exons: 4
Coding region: 3027-4682 (551 amino acids)
Biological process (GO): regulation of signal transduction; protein phosphorylation; signal transduction
Cellular component (GO): cytoplasm
Molecular function (GO): ATP binding; rhodopsin kinase activity
Source: RefSeq, a predicted model, not a curated record